Messenger RNA from Cordyceps militaris CM01, 615 nucleotides. RefSeq names its product Ras GTPase Rab11, putative. Gene Ontology annotation, biological process: exocytosis. Gene Ontology annotation, cellular component: recycling endosome. The transcript is spliced from 4 exons. Gene Ontology annotation, molecular function: GTP binding; GTPase activity. Lineage: Eukaryota; Fungi; Ascomycota; Sordariomycetes; Hypocreales; Cordycipitaceae. Bases 1 to 615 code for a protein of 204 amino acids. The record is from RefSeq and is a predicted model, not a curated record.
AUGGGCCUUUUCGUUCUGAUCGGAGACUCCGGUGUUGGUAAAUCCAACCUUCUCAGCCGAUUCACUCGCAACGAGUUCAACCUCGAUUCCAAGUCCACCAUCGGCGUCGAAUUCGCCACGCGCUCCAUCCAGGUCGACUCCAAGACUAUCAAGGCACAGAUCUGGGAUACUGCUGGUCAGGAACGAUACCGUGCCAUUACCUCUGCCUACUACCGCGGCGCUGUAGGCGCCCUCCUCGUUUACGAUAUCAGCAAGCACCAGACGUAUGAGAACGUCACACGAUGGCUGAAGGAGCUGCGCGACCACGCCGACGCCAAUAUUGUCAUCAUGCUUGUUGGUAACAAAAGUGAUUUGCGGCACUUGAGAGCAGUUCCCACCGAAGAAGCCAAGGCGUUUGCUAGCGAAAACCACCUUUCCUUCAUCGAGACCUCUGCCCUCGAUGCCAGCAAUGUUGAACUUGCUUUUCAAAACAUUCUUACUGAAAUCUAUCGCAUCGUUUCCAGCAAAGCCCUCGACGGUGGCGAUAGCGCCCAGGCCACGAUUGGUGCCGGAACGAACAUUUCCUUGAGCAAGCCUGCGGACGAUGAUGCCUCGAAGGGUGGCAAGUGCUGCUAA